Molecule: messenger RNA, 483 nt
Organism: Chanos chanos (milkfish)
Lineage: Eukaryota; Metazoa; Chordata; Actinopteri; Gonorynchiformes; Chanidae
Gene: cfap276
Product: cilia and flagella associated protein 276
Exons: 5
Coding region: 1-483 (160 amino acids)
Source: RefSeq, a predicted model, not a curated record
AUGCCGCGAGAACGAGAUCCUUUUCCUUUCCCAAGAUACGAAAACGACCAGACAUUCACCGGUCGAAAGCAAUGUCAGAUGCAGGCCUUUAAAAAGCCAGUUCACAUUGCACAGAACGACGAGCCAUGGAGUCGUCUUAAUGAUACUGCUACUUUGGCCAGCAUUCGACGUAACAUACAUUACUACGACAAGGAGGCACCGAGGGAUAGCCUGGAUUUCCAUCUAAAGUCCACGUAUGAUCAACACCUAGAAUUUCUCCGGAACAAAAACCAAACCCUAUAUCAAAGAGAGACGUUCAGUCAUGACCAUGGAAGAAAACCUGAUGUCCCAAGUUGCAACACUGAACACAGAGAAGUGAGAGUGUGGGUUAAUUCACAGCGACCUUCCAUUUACAGCGUACAGGGUGCCAUAGAAUCUCACCAUAACGCUUCUACAAACCGGGGGUAUUCCAGGAAGCAGGAUGGGGGCUUCUAUUCCACAUAA